Didymodactylos carnosus is the source of this 1485-nucleotide messenger RNA. The record is from the annotation of a GenBank genome assembly. Lineage: Eukaryota; Metazoa; Rotifera; Eurotatoria; Philodinida; Philodinidae.
AUGGAUAAUCCAUUGUCUCCUCGUGCAAGCUCUUUUAGUAUCGCAUCAUUGAUUACGUCAGAUAGUUGUGAUGAAAAUACAAUUUAUGCUGCUACAUGCCAAGAUAAUGAUAAAAUAUAUUUAAAUAAUACAAAUAUUUUAAAAUCUCUAUCAACUUUAAACGAACAUAAUGGAUUAACAGAUUUAUCAUCUUGUAUUCCACCAACAUCAACAAAACAAAAAUCAAAUAAUCAACAUAAUCAAAUUACAAAUUUACAAAAAAGUUUUACAACAAUUAGAAAUAUGGAAGAUUACAUUCAGAAUGCCACAGAAAAAAUAAAAUCCACGGCAUCAUCAAAUUCUGAUAAUUCGUUAUUAAAAUUAGAUAAUAAUAACAAUCAAGGCGUCGUUGGUAGUUUGACUGAUAUCAAUAAUGAAAUAAAAAAACCGUUACAUCCAAAAUUAAACAAUAUACGUCUAGUUAUCGAAUCGAAAGAAUUAUGGGAUGAAUUUGAUCAAUUGGGAACAGAAAUGAUUGUUACAAAAGCAGGAAGUGCAACGUACAUGUUAAUGGUCGAUUUUGUUCCACUUGAUGAUAAACGUUAUCGAUAUGCAUUUUACAGUUCAAGUUGGGUAGUUGCUGGUAAAGCCGAUCCUCAUUGUCCGGGUCGUGUUCAUGUUCAUCCUGAUUCACCACAAUCUGGUGCAUCAUGGAUGAAAAAUUUUGUCGUAUUUGAUAAAUUAAAAUUAACAAAUAAUUUACUCGAUGAAAAUGGCCAUAUAAUUUUAAAUUCAAUGCAUCGUUAUCAACCACGUAUUCAUUGUGUUUAUUUACCACCACCAAAAUGUGAUGAUUUUAUUAUUGGACAAACACAAAAUUUUCGUACAUUUAUAUUUCAAGAAACAAAAUUUAUUGCUGUUACUGCAUAUCAAAACCAUCGCAUAACACAACUAAAAAUUGCUAGUAAUCCAUUUGCAAAAGGAUUUAGAGAUUGUGAUCCAGAUGAAUGUGUUGCCGAAGUUUUAAGUCAUAUAAAUUCAAAUCAAAGACUUCUUCGUUCACAUCCAAAAACUACAAACUCCAAUUCUAAUAAUAAUACAAUUCAGAAUAAUAUUGGAAAUAUUGAAACAUCGAAUUCAUUACAAUUAUUUAAUGCUGUUCGAGCGAGAUCAGCAUUAAAUUCAUUCAUGCAAGAUCCACGUGAUACAUUGACACCAACAACAUAUUCUGCUCUAGUUGGAAAUGAUUUAGCCGAAGCUAGUUAUGCCGCUAAUUCAGCUGCAGCUGCAUCAGCCUACGUUUAUUCACAAUUAUCAGAUUUGAAUUAUCCAUCAUCUCGAAGUUCAUCUUGUUCUUCAUCAUCAACAACAAUACGUAUAAAUCCUUAUUCACGAAAUAGUACCUAUCCAAUGUAUACUCACAAUAAUGUUCAUUCACCAUCAUCAACAAAUGGAUUUUAUUCAACAACUAAUUCACAAUCAUUAAGUUCAUCUGAAUAUUCAUAG